Culex quinquefasciatus (southern house mosquito) is the source of this 3178-nucleotide messenger RNA. Its product is annotated as phosphatidylinositol 4,5-bisphosphate 5-phosphatase A. Bases 539 to 2101 code for a protein of 520 amino acids. Gene Ontology annotation, molecular function: phosphatidylinositol-4,5-bisphosphate 5-phosphatase activity. The record is from RefSeq and is a predicted model, not a curated record. Gene Ontology annotation, biological process: phosphatidylinositol dephosphorylation. Gene Ontology annotation, cellular component: cytoplasm; plasma membrane; ruffle. NCBI's taxonomy places the organism in Eukaryota, Metazoa, Arthropoda, Insecta, Diptera, Culicidae. The transcript has 8 exons.
CCGCAUUCUCUCGGUAGCCGCUGUCAGCAGUGGAAGUGUCAGAAGCGAGUACUCGCGCGGUCGCGUACUUGCGCGAAUCGAAUAUCAAUCGAAAGUGUGUUGCAGCAGUAACAACAGCAUUUUUUCCCGUGUAUGUGUGUGUGCGUGUGUGGGGGAGUGCAAUAUUGAGUUGCUUUUUUAAAUUCCAAUAAUUGGGUGUGAAUAACACGAGUUUUGGCAGUAAAGUUCAACUAGUGCUGAAUGCGAGGAAGAAAUACAAGCAACAAAAAAAAUCGUCAUCAAGCAAAAAGUGCUACAGUGUGCUCCAAUUUAAACCCCGGAGAGGGAUUCGACGACACGCCGCCGCCGUCUCCGUAGACGGUAACGUCACCUCAAGUGGUGAAUUUGUCAAGACCAAAAUAGAUCCGGCCGACCGGCGAUUGAAAUAUAGAUAUUCGCCCAGGACGGCCCAGUAACCCCGAACAGCUGCUGUCCCCCGUGAAGAUCGUACUACGGCGGUGAGAACGAGUGGCUGGCAGAAACCUCAUCAGCCGCCAAGAUGAGUCGCACUGACAACAACUGGAACGUCAAAACUCUUCUCCCGCAUCUUUUCAGAAUCUACAUCGUGACAUGGAACGUGAGCACAAAAUUCCCCGACAACAUCUCGCUGAACAAACUGCUCGGCCUGGAAGCGUCCGCCCAGUCGGACGCGGACCUGCCCGACUUUUUCGUCUUUGGUCUCCAGGAGGUGAACGCCCAGCCCCAGAACACGCUGUACAACCUGUUUAAGGACGACCUUUGGACGCAAAAGUUCAAGGAUCUGCUCAAGGAUCGGGACUACGUGGUGAUCAAAACGGAACAGAUGCAGGGUCUGCUGCUGUCGGUGUUUGCCCGGCGGAAACAUUUGCUGCAUCUGCGGCAGGUGGAGACGGAGUAUACGCGGACGGGGCUGGGCGGCAUUUGGGGCAACAAGGGCGCCGUCAGCAUCCGGCUAAACGUGUACGGCUGCUCAAUCUGUCUGGUCAACGCGCAUCUGGCCGCGCACGAUCACAUGCUGGAGGAGCGCAUCAACGACUACGAGAAGAUCGUCCAGGAGCACAAGUUCCACGUCAAAGCCAAGGAGGCCAUCUUCGAUCAUGACUACGUGUUCUGGUUCGGCGAUCUGAACUUCCGGUUGACGGGCGAGGCGACCACCUCGGCGGAGGAGAUCCGCGCCAUGGUCGCACGGGACGAGCUCAAGAAGCUGAUCGAGAAGGACCAACUGCUGCUGGUUCGGCGGGAGGGCCGGGCGUUCCAGAAGCUGCAGGAGCGACUACCGCAGUUUCCCCCGACGUUCAAGUUUGAGCACGGCAGCAGUGAAUACGACAUGAAGCGACGACCCGCGUGGACCGAUCGGAUACUGUACGCCGUCCGGGAGAACACCUACCAGAACGUCAAGCUGACGGUCGAGCAGACCUCGUACAAGAGUCACCCCAGCUACAACAUCAGUGACCACAAGCCGGUGUCGAGUGAAUUCACCAUCAAGGUGAUGCGCAAGCCGCAGUACAGUGGUGAGCGGUUCCGGGAGCACCACUACCAGCGGCUCAGCUACCGGCUGGCCAUCGCCAACGGUACCGAGUCCGUGGCCCAGUUGCACUCAUUUGAUGACCUCGUUUCCGAUUUCAUUGACGGCGGUGGCGUUGGCGCAACAUCGGCGCAGAUCUACGAGGACACAACCGAGCGGACCGUGGUCUUCAAGCCGAUCGAGCUGUGGCUGGUGGGCGAGCAGAACCGCAUCGAGUACACCAUUCCGGCCGGGUUCGAGGAGGGCACCGCGGACUGGAUCGGCAUUUAUCGGGAGGACUUUACCAGCCUGAACGAUUACCUGGCGUACGAGUACACCGAGUCGUGCAAAGAGCACAAGCAGCACCAGAUGAACGAACAGCAGACCCAAUACCUGAAGAACGCCCGCACGAUGGAGCUGACCUUUUCGGAGAACGUGAAUGUCCCCCUAGGCGUGCGCUACCAGCUGCUGUACUUCCAGAGCACGGGCUCGCGGGGCGUAACGGGCCUCGUCGGCAUCAGCAACACCUUCGCCGUGGAGAAGCGCUGCCCGUCGCCUUCGUUUGACGACAUUGAUUGACUGAAGGUGCACCAGCAGCAGGAUCAACGGCGACGGGCCAGCUGCUCCAGCGUUACCGAUUCCCCCGGAAGGUCACGUUACUGAGGGCUGAUAGUGACCAUCCUUUUUGUUUCGUUGCUAGAAUUAGGGCCCACUUCUCGCCUGGGGGGCGCACCCGAGUGUGAUAAAUGAUAGUCACUAAAGUUAGAGAUGCUGAAAAAAUCCCGUUUUAUAGAGCAAAACACGCAGUUGUUACUUGAGAAAUGGCCUUUUUACUGAUAUAGUUCCCAAUUCAAAGAGCUAGAACCGCAGAAAAUUGCAACUAAAAUGUAAGGUUUGUGCAAUCGCUACAAAUGUCCACUUUCACAGUGAGCUUUAAAACCAUGCAGUACAGUAAGCUUAAAAAAACAGCGCCACUAUUCCGUUCCGUGUGCUGAAGCAGAGUUUGCACCACUUUGGUGUUUGGAAGCCAAUGUGUGACCAAAAAUGUGAAACUUUACUGUACCAACUUGAUUCAAAAAAUUCUAAACUGUAGAAUAGUGCACGUCCUGUUGCCAAAAUUUGGCAAUUCGGUCAAGGGGUUUAGAAAAAAAAACUAGUUUAAGGUCGUCUAGGACGAUACAUUAGAUGUUCGCAAUAGUUUUCUUCUUUAUUAAGAUUUAGGUGUACAAUUUGUUGAUUUCCCACCCGUUUCUCCCCCUUAAAAUAUGUAUUUUUGAAAAAUGAAAUAAAAUGUUUAUUUUUUGUUGAAUAGAUUCGUUGUGAACACAAGUCAGAUAAAAAACACUACAAACUUAAAUAAUGCAAACUAAUGUAAGACAGUUUCAGUCCGACUAUCAAAUAAAUUGAUCUACAAGUUCCACAGUUUCCAAUAUAUUCAAAAUCAAAUACGAAUCAUUACCAACCAAGCCCCGAGUAGCAGUGCACAGUUGUUUGAGAGAGACGGAAGUCAGUAGAUGUAAUUCUUAGUCUCACACAACUAGCAUUUGUUACUUGAAGAGAAAUAGCUAUAUCCCGUUGAACACGCUUAAAGAACUACACAUCUCUUGAAAUAGAGCGCACUUCUAGCGAAUAAAAUGAGUUGAAAGUAAAAAUAAA